Colletotrichum destructivum is the source of this 1332-nucleotide messenger RNA. Its product is annotated as Putative reverse transcriptase domain, ribonuclease H domain, ribonuclease H-like superfamily. Gene Ontology annotation, molecular function: nucleic acid binding; RNA-DNA hybrid ribonuclease activity. Lineage: Eukaryota; Fungi; Ascomycota; Sordariomycetes; Glomerellales; Glomerellaceae. The transcript has a single exon. Bases 1 to 1332 code for a protein of 443 amino acids. The record is from RefSeq and is a predicted model, not a curated record.
AUGCCUCUGUCACCGAUACUCUACCUCUUCUACAAUGCGGAUCUUUUAGACAGUUGUAACGAAGCCGAAGACACGACAGCCACCGGUUUCAUUGACGACGUAGCGAUACUUGCCGUAGGAAACAGCACUGAGGAAACCUGUCGGAAGCUUCAAGAAGCACUCCGGAAAGCCGAGACUUGGGCUUUCACCCAUGCGUCCGUCUUCGCACCCGAGAAGUUUCAGCUCACCCACUUCACGCGAGCGAAAACCAGAAUCAACACAGACUCUCCACUCCAGAGUCAAUGGGGAGAAAUCGAGCCCAAGACAACCUGUAAAUACCUCGGCCUCACCAUGGACUCAACUCUCAAGUGGAAACCACACAUCAACGAGACAGAACGCAAGGUCACCAACAUCAUUACAGCACUCAGCAGCCCAGGCAGCUCCACAUGGGGCGUGAGGACCAGAGAAAUGAGGAUUAUCUAUAAAGGAGUCGCAAUACCGCAGAUGAUGUACGCGUGCUCGCUAUGGUCCAACAGUGGAUGGGGAGAGAAAGGCUACACCAAGAAGACACUACACAGGGUGCAAAGGCUUCAAGCCAGAGCAGCCAGGGCAAUAAGCGGAGCAUACAGGGCGACCUCGUUUCCGGCGCUAGACGUGGAGAUGCAUCUCCUGCCAGUCGAACAACAGAUAUGGAAACACAACAUCGACACCAUCAGCAGAACAGGCAUGGCCGGAGCCCCUGCACGCAGAGGAAGAAAAAUGAGCCCGAGACAGACGAUAACAAAACGACUGCUCGAUGGACAAGAGGCAAUCAGCCAAGAGCCCGAGCACAUCCUGCCCUUCGUGACUCCCCUGUGGUGGCAGGGACCGCGCAUCCACAUCGUCGGAGGCGCAGAACAAGCUGAAAAGGAACAUCAACGAUGUCUGGAACAAAGCACCAACGCAUUCCAUAUCUAUACAGAUGGCAGCGGCAUUGAUGGUCAAAUCGGGGCCGCUGCAGUCUGCACAACUACACAGCAAACCAGCAAAUCACACAUGGGCGACGACACAACAUCGACGGUCUAUGCGGGAGAGCUGCAAGGGAUCAUUCUAGCCCUUAAGAUGGCUCAGGCGGACAAGCAAAACGGAAACCAAAGAAGCAAAGUUUUCAUCCACACUGACAAUCAAGCCGCCAUCAGAUCGUCAGCCAAACCAAAGGAGAAAUCUGGCUCUUACCUCCUCAAGAUCAUCGCAGACAAGACACAAGCCCUCCGCGAACAAGGACUCAACGUCGAGCUCCGAUGGGUACCCGCCCACACCGGCAUCCAGGGCAACGAAGCAGCAGACGCCGCCGCUAAAGAAGCCACGGGAUAG